Molecule: messenger RNA, 294 nt
Organism: Orycteropus afer afer
Lineage: Eukaryota; Metazoa; Chordata; Mammalia; Tubulidentata; Orycteropodidae
Source: RefSeq, a predicted model, not a curated record
AUGGCAGUAGCAGCAAUAAGAUGGGCAAUAUCAAACAGAACUUUCUUGAAACAUUUAUUUCCAAUUGAAAAUGGAGUUUUAUAUUGUGUUUGUCAUAAAUCUACAUAUUCUUCUCUUCCAGAUGAUUAUAAUUGCAAGGUUGAGCUUGCGCUGACAUCUGAUGGCAGGACCAUUGUAUGCUACCAUCCUUCUGUGGACAUUCCAUAUGAACACACAAAAGCUUUAUUGAGUAUACAAAGCAAACCAUUUAAACACAAUUAUGAGCACCAGUUUUCUGGUCUAAAAAUCUGGUAG